Drosophila subobscura is the source of this 2798-nucleotide messenger RNA. Its product is annotated as xaa-Pro aminopeptidase 2. The record is from RefSeq and is a predicted model, not a curated record. The coding region runs from base 302 to 2407 and encodes 701 amino acids. NCBI's taxonomy places the organism in Eukaryota, Metazoa, Arthropoda, Insecta, Diptera, Drosophilidae. Gene Ontology annotation, molecular function: metalloaminopeptidase activity. The transcript has 8 exons.
UACACGCGUGCGGUUCGCUUUGGCUUUGGCUCCUCCCUCAGCCAGCAAGAAAGAUUCCCAACGUGAGUCCCGUCUCCGUCUACAUAUUCGUGUGUGAAGAGGCUCUUUGAGACCGCAAAAGGAGCAAAAAAGGAAAGUGCAAAGCGGCUGCAGCAGAGGCCAUAUUCGCGCAAACACAAACAAUCCGUUCGGGUUCUGGCCAAGUUUUACGGCCUGCCAGUGCCAUUGCAAGUGCCAGAGUCCGAUUCCGAGUCCGGUGUGCGGCGGCGGCGGGAACAAUUUUUAAGUGCAAAGCAAAACAAUGACGACAGCCAAAUGGAUUUGGCGCUUGCUGCUGCUGAACGUCUUGCUGGUUCUGGGCGCCGUGGCCGCCGAGCCCACCCGUGGCUAUCAUCGAGAGAUAUGCCAAUACCGCAAGGGCAAACUGAUCCAGCCCAUGAGCUUGUACCACAGUCGGCUGCUGGCACUGCGUGAACAAAUGCAGAUACGCGCCUCACUGCAGGGGCCCGAGAUCUAUGGAUAUAUACUCCCCUCCACCGAUGAGCACCUCAACCAGGAGGUGGCCGCGCGUGAUCAGCGUUUGCACCAUCUGACCGGCUACACGGGUGUGCGCGCCUUUGCCGCCAUUACGCACCAUGGAGCGGCCAUGUGGCUGGAGAAGCGCUAUGCCCAGCAGGCGGACGGGGAGCUCGACUGCGACUGGGAAAUCUAUUUGGCCAACGGCAAUGUCAGCAUCGCGGACUGGCUGGGCAGCCGCGUGCAUCUGGACAAGCGUGUGGGCGCCGAUCCGCAUCUGGUGCCGCACUACCUCUGGGCGGAGUGGGAGCGCGAGCUGGAGGACAAGUUCCUGAAGCUCGUGAAGGUCAACAACAAUCUGGUGGAUCUCAUUUGGGGUGCAGAGCGCCCCGAGCAGCCCAAGAAUCAGGUGAUUCAGGUGCAGGCACGCGAAUUUGCGGGCGAGAACUGGCAGGACAAGAUCCGAGAGCUGCGACGUCGCCUGGCGCAUCUCGGCUGCGAUGCCAUGGUGGUCACAUCGCUGACUGAGAUUGCCUAUCUGCUCAACAUUCGUGGCACAGACAUACCCUACACGCCGGUGGUCAAAUCCUAUGCCAUUGUGAGCCAGGACGACAUCUUUUUCUAUGUGGAUCAUGGCAAGAUCAGCCUGGGCAUCGACCUGCAUCUACGCACGGACUGCUACAACGAAGAUUGUGUCAAAAUCAAAGAAUAUCAUCAAAUCUGGAGCGAUAUUCGCACCUAUGCUCAGAUCUGGAAGCGUGUGCUCGUCUCGGCGCCGUGUGUGCAGGAUCUGGGCACCUCCGAGGCCAUUUACUCCUCAAUGCCGGGCAAAAUUGUGGUGGAGUACAUCUCGCCCAUCAUUUUUAUGCGAGCGCAGAAGAACUCCGAUGAGCAGGCGGGCAUGAGGAAGGCGCACAUACGGGAUGGCGCUGCCAUUUGCGAGUCAAUGAGCAACAUGGAGGCCAGAUUCCAGACGGAGCAGUGGACCGAGGAGAAGAUCAAGUACGAGGUGGAGCUCUGGCGUCUCUCCCAGAAGCAUGCCAAGGGGCUGUCCCUGCGCACUGUUGUGGCCUAUGGCGAGCACUCGGCCCUGCCCUACUACAUAUCCAGCAAUGUGACCAAUAUCGAGGUCUCCGAUCAGAGUCUGCUGGUCAUCGAGUCGGGUGGACAGUACCUGGAGGGCACCACCGAUGUCUCGCGCACUUUUAUCUUUGGCGAGCCAACGCAUGACAUGAAAAAGGCCUACACGAGCGUCCUGGCGGGCAUUCUGCAUCUGGCACAGCUCAAGUUCCCCGCCGAUCUGAAGCCCUCCGAGGUGGAUGCGCUCGUGCGUAGCAUGGUGUGGAAGGACAUGACGGACUAUCCGCAGGCAACAGGACAUGGCAUUGGUGCCUAUGGUUCAGUGGAGGAACCACCAAUAUCCGUGGCAUAUGGCAAGAACAGCAGCUUUCACUUUAAGCAGGGAUAUUUCUUCUCCAGCGAGUCUGGCUACUACAAACGCGAUGACUUUGGUGUGCGCCUCAAGAACGUGCUGGAGGUGGUGGACACCGGGCACAGGCAUCCAAGUGGCGCACAUUUUCUAGCAUUCCAGGACGUCACCUUGGUGCCGUACGAGCCCAAGCUGAUAGACAGCACACUGCUCAGCGCUGUGGAGAAGCGACUGCUCAACGAUUACAAUGCCAAGAUCCGAGAUGAGAUUGGCAACGAGCUGAAGCGACUGGGCAACAUGCGCGCCUUCUACUGGAUGAUGAACAAGACGCGACACAUCCGGGAGUACCUGCCCGAGGAUGAGUACCGUUCGGCGAUCGAAGGCAGCAGCCUCACCAGUCAGCCGCUGAUGCCACUUCUCCUGCUGCUAAUCCUCGCAGCGAUUCUGCAGGCCUGGUCCUAGUUGCUUGUGUGUGUGUGUGUGUGCGUGUGUGUGUGAUGUGUCCGUGUACGUAAUUAUGUAGUUUUAGUUAGCUAUGCAAAUUAAAAGAGAGAAUCUGGGACUAACAACAAGGAAAAUCAAGCAAACAAUUAACUGCAACUGUUAGUAUUUUAGUGAUGUCUUCUGGCCCCGCCCCCGAACCCCAACCCAGCCAAUCCCCCUCCCCCUCCCCCGCAGCUGCCAGGCAUAAGUCCGUUAUGCCAUCUCCACUUAAACCAAAUACAAUACGUAAAACGCAAGUGUAUAAAAUCUCUAAUCGUAAUCGUAACCGACCAAAAAAUAUGUUAAACUGUUUUGCAUUAAUACGAACAAUAUCUACAGACAUAAGAAGUAACCUUGUAUAUUUUUCUAA